AUGGCCGAUAUUGAUGAUGAACUCCUCGCCCUCGCCGGUGACGCUUCCUCAGACGAAGAGGAUCAGGAAGUUCAGGACAUUAGCAGAGACAACUCAGCAUCACCCGAUCGUCGCGCAUCUGGCAAAAGGGGCGCCAAGAAGGGCACUGGUCGAAAGCCUAAACGCCGUAAUGAUGAUUCGGAGGAGGAAGGUGAAGCGUCCUCCGGCGCUUCAUCGCCGAACUCUUUACAAUCGGCACCUAUGGAGGAAUCGGACUCGGAUUCAGACGGUGCUCCAGAAAUCGACGACGAUGGCGAGAGGUACACACUUGAAGGCAAAUUUAUAGACGCGGACGACAAGGCAAAAAUAAUGGCUAUGCCUGAAAUCAAAAGGGAGGAGAUUCUCGCAGAACGUGCUGCUCAAGCAGAAAAAAGCCAACAGAACCGAGCCUUGCGAUUGUUGUUGAAAAGCCGCGACAAAGAUUUGCUGAGGGAUAAAAAGCGCAAAGCAGGAGCCGCAGAUUUGGAUGGCGACCAACGGAAGACGUCUCGACAAAGGACGAAGCUUGGAGGGGGAAAGGUUGGAGAAGCGAGCACCGGCAUUGACAGUUUGAAGCGCGCAAGAGCUGAAAAGAACGACCGCCAACGCCGCCGAGACGAAGAUAAGGAGCGGGGCGGUGGCAGUCGUAGACCUACGCAAGACGAUUAUUCUGAAGAAGAGGAAGACGAAGAUCUUGUUUGGGAUGAGGGAAAGACAAAGAGUAAGAAGAGAAGCCCAUCGCCCGAUUACAAGAAUAAGGAACCUGCAACACUCCAGGAUUUUGAACGCGUGAGAGUUGGUCGGAGCAGAUUUGCAUUGGUAUGCUUCUAUCCUGGUUUUGAAGAAGCUAUUGGUGGAUGUUAUUCGCGAAUCAGCAUCGGUGUCGACCCCCAAAAUGGUCAAAAUAUUUAUAGGAUGGCUUUGAUAAAAGGCUUUACGGAAGACAGACCAUAUGCAAUGGAAACUGAGAAUGGCAAAAAAUUCCAAACAACACAGUAUAUCAAAGCUGCGCAUGGAAAAGCGGAAAAGACUUGGCCAUUCAUUACUUGCUCGGACUCUCCUUUCACAGAGGCCGAAUUCAGACGCUACAAGCAGACAUGUCUUGUUGAAGGAAUCGCACUCCCAACGAAGGCGAAGCUCAUGCAAAAGAUUGAUGACAUUAACGCUUUAGUAAACAGAUCAUGGACUGAAGCAGAACUUCAUGUCAAGUUGACCAAAUCAGGAGCUCUCAUCAACAAAUUCGUACCCAUUGAGCGAAAAAGGCUAGGUAAUCUCGUCAAAGAAGCUAAGGCGCAAGGCGACACAGAAGCUGCAGCGAGGUUUCAAACAGAGCUCGAUGCACUUGAUGGCCCAAAGCUAGCCUACAGCACAUCAAUGCAACCAUCUCCGAAGAAGGGCAAACCGGGAGUCCUCACCCAGCAAGAAAGACUGGCAGAGUUGAAUCGCUUGCAUCGACGAGAAAAUGCCGAGAAAGUCCGUCAGGCUCAGAUAGCCGAAAGGAAAAAGGUCAAAGAUGAGCGGGAAAAGAUUGCUCGCGGUGAAGAUGUCACUGAAGACACCUCUCGGAGGGUCAAGACUGUAGCGAAAUUCAAGCAUGAUGUUGCUGACGCGUAUGUCAAGAAAACUGACAGCGACGCAAGCGGUGCCAAUACGCCUUCCGGGACUCCAAAGCUCGGGGCGAAGAAAGGUUCUGCGCUUCCACAUCUUGCUAAAAUGCAAGCGGAGCAGAAUGGCAAGAAGGGACUGCCCACCAUCAGGAGACCGAUUAUGGACGACGACAUCAUUGGAGCAAUCGAUCUGGGCAUAGAUCUUGAACUGUGA
Messenger RNA from Glarea lozoyensis ATCC 20868, 1839 nucleotides. RefSeq lists its product as uncharacterized. The record is from RefSeq and is a predicted model, not a curated record. Gene Ontology annotation, cellular component: Cdc73/Paf1 complex. NCBI's taxonomy places the organism in Eukaryota, Fungi, Ascomycota, Leotiomycetes, Helotiales, Helotiaceae. The transcript is spliced from 4 exons. Bases 1 to 1839 code for a protein of 612 amino acids. Gene Ontology annotation, molecular function: RNA polymerase II C-terminal domain phosphoserine binding; DNA binding.